Mesocestoides corti is the source of this 420-nucleotide messenger RNA. The record is from the annotation of a GenBank genome assembly. Lineage: Eukaryota; Metazoa; Platyhelminthes; Cestoda; Cyclophyllidea; Mesocestoididae.
AUGAGCACCGUUAUUGUUCCCCGAAGCUUCUACCUUUUGGAAGAGUUUGAACAAGGUCUUAAAGGACAUGGCGAUGGUUCAAUAAGUUGGGGCCUUAUCGACUCUGACGACAUGUCUCUUAGCCAUUGGAAUGGCACCAUUUUUGUUCAAAUGCCCAACAAUGACGUGAGAGUGUAUGUAUUGAAAAUUAAAUGCGACGAUAAAUAUCCGGAUUCACCUCCUUCCGUAAAGUUUGUAAGUAAAAUAGUAAUGGACGGUGUUGACAGCCAAACAGGAGUGGUGAACCCGCGCAAAGUCAAGGCCCUCGAUAACUGGAAACGCGGCAUGAAAAUAAAAGACGUUCUUAUUGACCUUAAAGAAAUGGUCAAAUCCAACCCCAUCAAAGAACAGCCGCCUGAAAGUGCCACCUUCCCGUCCUAA